Molecule: messenger RNA, 5102 nt
Organism: Python bivittatus (Burmese python)
Lineage: Eukaryota; Metazoa; Chordata; Lepidosauria; Squamata; Pythonidae
Gene: OXTR
Product: oxytocin receptor
Biological process (GO): maternal process involved in parturition; positive regulation of vasoconstriction; female pregnancy
Cellular component (GO): plasma membrane
Molecular function (GO): oxytocin receptor activity; vasopressin receptor activity; peptide binding
Source: RefSeq, a predicted model, not a curated record
UUCUGGAGCUGCUAAAUGUGUCACAGGGCCAAAAGAACUCACCUGACAUUCUUGGACAAUCCCAGCUGGAGAGGACUAGCUUCUAAUAUUUCAUUCUUAAGAGGAGGAAAAAAGGGAGAAAACUCUUUGGUUAAGGAGUUGCUACAAGAAAAAUGUGAACUAAAGGAAGAACAUGCAGUAAUUUGGAAAGAGAACAGGAUUCAUCCUGUUGGUGGAGGAAAAAAAAACCCCUUAUAACUAUACAUCAACUCCAUAUACAAGUCCAGAUGAAGGAUCCAAACUGAAAGGGAAUAAACAGGACUUAAAAAAAAUAAUAAUAAAGAGGCCAAGGGCCAAAUGGGAGUAAAGGGGCGUUUCAGGAAAAGGAAAGAACACUGAAAGGCCUGGUCCUACGAAAGUGGAGGCUCUAAAGGGGACUACACUGCAGAGAAGAAGUCUCUCUUCACAGUUCAGCCUUGCAAGAGACCCUGGGUGGAAAGGCUUUUACCAUGGAUCUUUGGUGUUUCCCAGAGAAUGUUCCGUUUGCUUACAAUUGCUCCUUGAGCAAUACCACCCUGGAAAACCAGACUUCACAAGCCAACCAAACUUUCAUCAUGAAACGGAAUGAAGACAUUGCCAAGGUAGAGGUGGCAGUCCUGUGCCUCAUCUUUUUCCUUGCCCUGACGGGAAACUUAUGUGUACUGCUGGCUAUCUACACAACCCGUCACAAACAUUCUCGCAUGUACUACUUUAUGAAGCAUCUGAGCAUCGCUGACUUGGUUGUGGCCAUCUUCCAGGUCUUACCCCAGCUCAUUUGGGACAUCACCUUCAGGUUCAAAGGGCCAGAUUAUCUCUGCAGGUUGAUCAAAUAUCUGCAAGUGGUGGGAAUGUUUGCUUCCACUUACAUGCUCUUGUUGAUGUCGCUGGAUCGGUGUUUGGCCAUCUGUCAACCCUUGAGGUCUUUACAUCGGAGGUCUGACCGGUUGUCUGUCCUCCUCACAUGGGUAGUGUGCCUCCUGUUCAGCAUCCCGCAGCUCCAGAUAUUUUCUAUGAGGAAUGUGACACAUGGGGGGAAGGAUUGCUGGGCAACAUUCAUUCUGCCUUGGGGUCCUAAAGCCUAUGUCACCUGGAUGACCUUGACUGUCUACAUCAUCCCAGUGAUUGUGCUGAGUGUCUGCUAUGGCUUGAUCAGCUUCAAAAUUUGGCAAAAUGUGAAGCUAAAAACCAUCCAUGAAACAAGCAUGAGUCUAACCUCUAGUAAUUCCCAUGGAGGCACACUCUCCAGGGUGAGCAGUAUCAAACUCAUUUCCAAAGCCAAGAUCCGGACAGUCAAAAUGACCUUCAUUAUUGUCUUAGCCUUCAUUAUGUGCUGGACUCCUUUUUUUAUUGUGCAGAUGUGGCUUGUAUGGGAUGAAAAUGCUCCAAAAGAAGAGCUGCCGUUCAUAAUCACCACACUCCUAGCAAGUCUGAACAGCUGUUGUAACCCCUGGAUCUACAUGCUUUUCACAGGCCAUCUUUUCCAUGACCUCUUGCACCGGUUCCUUUGUUGUUCUUCACGGUACUUAAAAGCUCGGCAAGGAUGUGAUCUGAGCGUCAGCAAGAAAAGCAACUCAUCCACAUUUGUUCUGAGUCUCAAAAGCUCCAGUCAAAGGAGUUUUACCCAGCCAUCUACUGCAUGAGCUACAGAGAUCCAGCUGUCUACAGACUGUACUAAAAUGUUUGGCUAGGAUGGCUUUGGUGUAUAUCUACUUAAGAAAAUGAGGCAAAGCUAUAUGGGUGCAUGUGAGUCUGGGCAUAAAUACGUAAUAUACUGUAUGUGUAAAAAUGAGUAUAUGUACAUGUGCAGGGUAAAUGUUUAUUGAUACACAAGGUAAUAGAAAGCUGGCUAUAGUCUAAGUCAUGAUAAGUAAUUUGGAACCUUCAAGAUGUUUGAAGUUCUACUCCUGUCUGGCCCAGGCAAAUUAGUAAUUCAAAAUAUUUGGAGAGCACUAGGUUUUCUACCUUUAAGCUAAAUUAUAGUUCCCAUCCAAGGUUCUACCAUUAUGUUUAUUAAAGUGAUGGGUUCCACAGAUUAACAAAGCCUACAAACUGAGCAACAGACUACACUUACAAAGAACAGGAAUAAGAGGAAAAGACUGUCUCCUAUUGUAAAGGCAGUGGAGCAUAGGUCAAAUGAAUAUGGUGGAACCUUCUGAGCCAAACUACACAUAGAGCAGAAUAACACUGUCAGUUUUUCUUGGACUGACCAUUCAAACCACAACGAGCAAUUCAAAUCUUUAUACACCCAUCAUUACAUGAACUUGCAGUUAUGUUAUGACUAGUCAUGGAGAAAGAUUAGGGGAGCCCAACAUAAUACCAAAAACUAUAUUUGAGGAGGAAGCAAUAACUUCUGAAACUAAAAUGGACUUUUACAGAUAUUCCAUUUUUUCUAGUGGCAUCAUUCAAAUUUUUUACCAACGUUCCAUUGUGAAAGAUCAGCUCCUCAAGAUUGUCAGUAUAACUUUGUGCUGUCACUCAUCAACUGUUGGCAAAUAUAAUACAGCAGAGUUUAUAGAGAAUGCAGACAGUGUCUUUGUGAGAAGAACACCAGCUAGCCCAUCUUUACUGAGCACUCUUGCAGAACCUAGUCAGAAGGGGAACGUUGGGAGGCAGCUUUAAGGUACACUUUCAAUUUUCAGUAGACAACAAUGACACCUAUCACUGCCCUUGUCAACAGCUGAUAUAUUCUACAGCAUGACCCAGAAUCCCUUUAACUUGCAGAAAACACUCUGUGUUUUUUGAUGUGAUAAACAAUAUUCCUACAAGUGACCAGUGAUCAGUACUUUCUGCUAUUAAACACCAUUGCAUGUCAGUCAUCAACUGUUACCGCAGAAGGUAUCAAAUGUUUAGCCCAGACAAAAGGAAAAUUAAGAGUAGAUAGUAUAGAAAACUGUCAAAGAUCUCAACAGCUAUCACAUAGAACAUGGAGCAGAUUUAUAUUCAGUAGUUCAAAAAGUCAGGACUACCAAAAAUGGGUGGGGAUGGGAGAGAAACCAUUUUUGGCUAAACAUCAAGAAAAACUUCCUAAUGUUAUGACAGGGGAAUUAAUUAUCUCUGGAGAUGUUGAGCACUGAAAUACUUCAAUUAUCUCUGGAAGUAUUUAAGCAGAGAGGCUCCAGAUGUAUUCUCCUUUGAACAGUAAUGUAUGUAGAUGAUUUUGGGGGUUCCUUGCAGCUCUAAUAUACUAUGAUUCUACAAAUUAUUGAAGUGAGGUAUUACUCAAUUUUUAAUACAGGCAUCAGACAAUGUUUAGAGACUAUCUGAGCAUCCAUCAAAAUCUGAAAAUUGAAAUUAAAUGUUAUUCUAGAAGUUUUCCAUUUGCUACCUAAUAUAAUUCAACUCUGGAGAAUCUGCACCUUUGAUUCUACUGCAUGUAUUAUUGACUAAAACUUUUCACGUCUGCGAAUGAAUCUGAGGAUGUUUUAGCUGCAUUGCACCAGAUUUUGCUUUUCAAUUGUAAAUGAGCCAAAGGGAUGGUAUAUGGGAGACUUUUAAAAAUUAUUAUGUUGACAAUACUAUAUUAAGUGUAGUAGUCCUUGUUUAAUGAUGGCUGUUGGGAUUGGAAUUGCCAUUGCUAAGCAAUGUGAUCAUAAAGCGCAAAGUGAUGUAGUGACAGCAGCUCCGGCAGUCCCAGCUGCCGUUGUUAAGUGACAACUACACGGGUUGUUAAGCAAGGACCUCAUGUGACCGUGACUUCCAAUUUCCUGCCGGCUUCCCCACUGACUUUGUUUAUGGGAAGUCGGAAGAGUACGUUGGAAAUCGCAAUCAUGUGAUUCUGGCUUACUGCGAUGUCAUAAUUGCAAGAAGGAUGCCAAGUGCCUAGAUCAUAACCACAUGACUGCAUGGACAUUGUGAUGGCUGGAACUCUGAGGACUGGUUAUAACUACCACUUGGUCAGCACCAUUGUAAGUUUGAACAUUCACUGAAGAAGUGGUCAUUAAAUGAGGACCACCUGUAUUGCCUAAUGGAGGGUCUCAGCAGCAGUUCAGAAUAGAUCAGGAUCCUGUCCAGUGAGCCCCAGUUCCCAACAGCCAUAGCAGGCAUGAUGUGGAAUGCUAGAAGCUAAGGGUCACAUGCUCUCAGCAUGUCUAAGCCCUUGUAACAGCUGAUUUACUUAAGGACGUGAAUUGGACCAGUUGGGUGAUAGAUCUAUUGCCUUCUUCAGGAGUUGCUUCAGUGAGACUUUUGCAUUUUUUAGAAUUAUUCAGGAAAAGCUACAUAUUUAAUACAAGUAAUCCCAUUUACUAUGACUAAUAGCAGUAAAUAAUAGACCUCUGUCCUUUUUGUACAGUAUAUACCCACACAGUUAAGGAAAACCCUGGAAAAUAUUCUGAAAUUCAGAAUUUGGUCAGUUGAUUUUAAUGAGGAAAAAUUUUGCAAACUGAAGGCUGUGGGAUGGACCUGAGAAACACGAGCAGAAAGAAGCUAGCAGAAAGGCAUUUGCCACCACAGAAUCCAUGUAGCAUCAUGAUUGAGGAUUUGAAAUAGGAAUGGGGACACCUGGUUCAAAUCCACCCUCUGAUACAAAUGCACCCAAAUGGGUGAUUUGGAGCCAGUCAUUUUCUCAGCCUUAUUUUUGUUCCCAACAUCCCUUUUAUGGCUGGAGGGGAUGGUGUGUGUGAGUGGAACUGCGGUGGGAAGGGAGAUUGUCCUACUUCAGGCAGAGGCAGAGUUUCAUCCCAUUUCAUGCUUCUCCUACCCUUCAGAGAAGUUAUUAGUCAAUGAAGGAAGAGACAGUGAGAAGAGGAGGUGCAACCUUACCUUUUGCAACCUUCCUUUUGCUCAAAGUUCUCAGGAACCAAUCCCUUGUCUAAAAAAAUCAUGUUCACUGACUUUACUGUAGAAAACUUUGAUUAAUACUAUGUGGCUAUACGUUCCUUGCUGUUUAAUUCACGCAGGUAUUUUUUUCUGGAAAAAAAAAUAUUUGAAAAAAACUAUGUAUUUGAUUAAAUAGUUAUCUUCUAUUUUAAAGAGAGACAAUCACAAAUAAAAGAAGCAAAUAGGUCCCAGGGGAAAAGGAAACUAAACUGUAUUACACAUGAAAAGUAAAUAUAAAUAUAAACUGUAAAUAAAUGUAAAAUUAU